GGAACCUCACACCUUCUUAGGAAUAUUUUGGAACUUCGCUUCGAAAAAAAUUAACUACCAGACUCUCCAUCCCCACGGUUCCCGUGACGGAUUGUCAACAUGGACGUCAGGGACCUGCUGGUAAGACCAGCACCGAAUGCGGUCGCAAACGGCAAGCCGAACCGACCUGUCCUAGACGGUGCCUGGGAAACUGCGCUCGAAGCCAAGCUCGACGGCAUUCUUAGAGACCUCGACGACAUCAAGCAUCAGGGGUCAUUCGCGGGCUUUGGUGCUUUGCAGAGAACCGACUUUGCUGACCAGCUUGGGUUGUACGUCGACGGUGUCGGAAGCAUUGGCGUGCCAUUGCAGGAAGAGCAGGCCCGUCAGUUGAUUUCCCAGUGCCGCCAGGCCCCUUUCGGAAAGGGCAGCGAAACCAUUGUCGACACGUCGGUGCGCAACACAUGGGAGUUGGACGCUUCGCAGUUUAGAUUCUACAGUGACAGCUGGGCGAGGACAAUGGAGAAGUGCAUUGGCUUCGUGAAAAGCGAACUGGGCAUCACAUCCCCGAUCAUUGCCGACCCGUACAAGAUGCUCAUCUACGAGAAGGGGGCCCUCUUCAAAGCCCAUACCGACACCGAGAAAAUCCCCGGCAUGUUCGGCACCCUCGUCAUCUGCCUUCCGUCACACCACACGGGCGGCGCCAUAGUUCUGCGCCAUGCUGGCCAGAAGACGACCUACAAGACCUCGGCGGCCCAGCCAUCCGUCCUGUGCUGGUACUCGGACGUUCACCACGAGGUCCUGCCCGUUGAGUCCGGCUACCGAUGGGUCCUGACCUACAACCUCGCCAUGUCGCCGGACCUCGAGCGACCGUCUGCCGCCUUGCUUCAACCCCAAGUUGGCAAGCUCCAGCAGUCUCUCGCCAGUUGGAUCGAGCAUCUCGCCCCGCACAACUGGGAGGACGCCACAGGCAAAGAUAUACCCCACUUCUACUACCUGCUGGAGCACGAGUACACCGAAGCCAGCAUCGCCCUCCGUGCCCUUAAAACGACUGACCUUUCCCGGGUGCAGUGCUUGCGUGAUAUUUCCACCAAACUCGACUUUGAUGUCUUCCUUGCCGUGCUUGAGAAGUCCGAACAGGGCGGCGUUGAGCACGCGUGGAAGACGAAGAAGAAGAAGUAUUGGGGUGAAGACUCCGAUGAGAGUGAUGAUGAUGGUUUGAGCUGGCACGAACUCGACGACGUUUACGAGACCUCCCUCUGUAUCAAGAAGCUCGUCGACCUGGAUGGGGCUUUGCUCCGUUCCGAAAUGAAGAUUGACGAAGACGACCUGGAGGAAAACUUGAUCCCGGCGGGUGAUCCGUUCGAGGGUGUCAACAGUCGAAACGAAGAGUACGAAGGCUUCACGGGCAACUCGGGACCGACCGCAACCCACUUCUACCGCACUACCGUCGUGGUAGUCGUCCCGCGCAGCUCGACCGAUAGGUUCCUGACCCAGAACCUGAACUCACAGAGCGCCCAGGUCAUGCUACGCCAGUACGCGGAGAAACAUCUGGUUCCCGGGGCCGAACCAACUCGACGGCAGUCUGUCGCCGAGACCAUGCGCCAAUUGGCGAAGCAGACAUGGAAGCCCAAUCCCUCGGCGUAUGACAAGCCCGAUAGGACUACCGUUCUCGAGGUACUGAGGGCGGCUGUGGUCUGCUGCGAGUACGACUUGUUCAACGAUGUCCUUGGGCUGGUUCAUACCACGGCAGUGAGCCCUGCCAUCUUCGGCCUGGUUAAGACUAGGGCUCUUGCAGGCCAAAUCGCGCUGAGCAAAAUCAAAAAGAGUAUACUCGACAGCAUUUUAGUGGGUGACUUGGAACACCGGGGAAACUGCUCACAAUUUCUACGCCCACCUGGGGAGGAACGCAACGAGGAUUUGGAGGCGUUGACCGCCGAGCUGGCGAGCCAGUCCAUCAAAGCGCUGGAGGUCGUUUUUAACAACCGGCUUCUUCAAGAAUCUGACGGCCUGGGUAUUAUGAGCAUGGUGGACUAUCCGCAAGGUUAUGACUUAUUCAAGACACGUGUCCUCCCGGUCCUCGAGGCGUCAACCCCCACCAACACGACUUUCGUUUUGGGUGCCCUGCCAACCCUGACUUCCUGGGUUUCAAAAGAAGGGUUUCCCCAAGCCGAGAGCCUAGCCAUCCUCAAGCGGAUUAGCGAGUCUGUGAUCGCCUCCCUGGAUAUCAGCAAGCUCCGUACUCAAGCCGCUCUUGUCGCUGAACAACCGCGACCCUAUUACUCCAGCACACCAGCCACCCUCACCCCAGCACAGCGCACGCUCACCCUCGAUCCCAGCAAGCUCGCUGCAUUCACCAACACCAUCCUCACCCACUCCUGGCACGACCUCCUGACCCUCCUCAGCCAAAAGAUCACCGCCCAAGCCCCGUCCAUCCCCCGCGCCGAAUACCAACCCUUCUGGCUCCCCUUCCUCCGCAAACUCCUCCACGACCCCGCCACCGCCAUUGGCACCCCCUCCCCGCACCAAUACAAAACCCUCACCGCCACCCUCCUCACCUCCUACCUGACCCGGUCCGUCGGCGACCGACCCCCCGCCAACCCCUCCCUCGCCCUGCCCCCGACCAGGUGCUCCUGCGGCGACUGCGCCCCGCUCAACGCCUUCCUGGCCUCGCCCCACCAGCGCGUCGGCCGCUUCGCCCUGGGCGAGAAGCGCCGCAGGCACAUGGGCUACAAGCUGGACGCGUGCGAGGCGGCCCGCUCGGUCAGGCGCGAGGAGGAGCGGGGAGGGGCUUGUGGCGCGUUGGUGGUUACCAAGGUGGGCACGAUGGCGGAGAGGGAGAAGGCGGCGUGGGAGGAGAGGGUGGGGAUUGCGAUGGGGUGGAUGCGGGUGCUUGGGGAAGGGGGGGUGUUGGGGAUGGUUUUGGGUGGGGAUGGCGAGGGGGUUGGGGAGGUUCUGGGGGUGUUUUUGAGGCAGAGUGGUGUUGAGAUGGCUGGUGGUGGUAGGGGGGUGAAGAGGAAGGCGGAGGAGGAGGUUGUGGUUAUUGACUAGGUAGGUAGGGUUGAGGCGGAGGUUCAGGUUGGCGGUGUUAUGUUGAUGGGGCGUGUUUGAUGCUAGGAUGUUUGUAAUACGGGGUAAGAGUUGGGAUGUUAGAUUCUGGGAUUGCGGUGGUACAUACCCUAGGUACUGUAAUGCUGAAGUCCAUCUCAGCUGUCAGUUUCUUGCUACGUUAGUUGAUAGAUCGCUAUAAUACCCCGCUUAAUAGCUGUGACCCUGCGCCCCUCAUUUGUUGAGUGG
Chaetomium fimeti is the source of this 3273-nucleotide messenger RNA. RefSeq lists its product as uncharacterized. The record is from RefSeq and is a predicted model, not a curated record. Lineage: Eukaryota; Fungi; Ascomycota; Sordariomycetes; Sordariales; Chaetomiaceae. The transcript has 6 exons. Bases 100 to 3027 code for a protein of 975 amino acids.